Messenger RNA from Papaver somniferum (opium poppy), 1156 nucleotides. RefSeq names its product ESCRT-related protein CHMP1A. Gene Ontology annotation, cellular component: ESCRT III complex; multivesicular body. Gene Ontology annotation, biological process: late endosome to vacuole transport; endosome transport via multivesicular body sorting pathway; protein transport. Lineage: Eukaryota; Viridiplantae; Streptophyta; Magnoliopsida; Ranunculales; Papaveraceae. The transcript has a single exon. The record is from RefSeq and is a predicted model, not a curated record. The coding region runs from base 236 to 847 and encodes 203 amino acids.
GUAGUCUGUCCAAUCUUUGCUAACCUUCUCUCAGAAAGGGAUCCACAAGGAAAUUGCGUCCCCGUUUCGAAGAAGCUUCUUUUAUUCUUAUUUCGCAGAAAUAAAAACCUCAAAAGGGAAGAAGAAAAAGAAAUCCAAAAUUUUCUUAUCGAAACCCUAACUCUCUGUUACAAUCAGAUCUCAAUAUUGAUUGUUUCAUCAAUUAAUUAGUGGAUCAAUACUCCAACCUAUAACCAUGGGUAACGCAGAAAAACUAAUGAACCAGAUCAUGGAACUCAAAUUUACAUCAAAGAGUCUGCAACGUCAGGCAAAAAAGUGCGACAAAGAAGAAAAAUCAGAAAAGCUGAAAGUGAAAAAAGCAAUCGAGAAAGGAAACAUGGAUGGAGCAAGAAUUUAUGCUGAGAACGCCAUUCGUAAACGUAGUGAACAGUUGAAUUACCUUCGUUUAGCUUCUCGUCUUGAUGCUGUUGUUUCUCGUCUUGAUACACAGGCUAAGAUGGGUACAAUCACUAAAUCUAUGGGAUCGAUUGUUAAAUCCUUAGAAUCAUCACUUACUACUGGGAAUUUACAGAAAAUUUCUGAAACUAUGGAUUCUUUUGAAAAGCAAUUUGUUAAUAUGGAAGUUCAAGCUGAGUUUAUGGAAAGUUCAAUGGCGGGAAGCACUUCUUUAUCCACACCUGAAGGAGAAGUCAAUAGUUUGAUGCAACAGGUUGCUGAUGAUUAUGGAUUGGAGGUGUCUGUUGGCCUUCCACAACCAGCUGCUCAUGCAAUUCCAACGGCAACUGAGGAGAAAGUCGACGAGGAUGAUCUUUCAAGACGUCUUGCUGAACUGAAAGCAAGAGGGUAAGGAAAUUCAAGACUACUAAUCUUUUAAUUUCAAAGAUGGGCAACUUCCUAUUGUUUCAUAGGAUGUAUAUAAUCUAUCGAGAUUUACUGAUAUUACUACUGUUUCAGUGUUAACAUGUUUUUUCUAGAACAAUGUGUAUGAACCUAUGUUUGAACUUGAUACUAUAUCUGAUUCAUAAAUUGCUUGACAUAAUUAUUGUGAGUAGGCUUUCCUUUAACUUGCUUUGUGUCCAAGUCUAGUGAAACUUUUUGGUCUAGGAAUUGUAAUUUAAAUAACUGAUUAUCUUUCAGCUUCCGACUGUGUUUUGUU